AUGUCUCAAAAACAACAACCUCUAUCUACAAAUAAAUACUCACAAGCGCUAAAAGGGAGAGAAAGGAUACCUAAUGAUCCUAAUAGUGGAGGUGGUCAAAGUCAAGGUGAUAAAAGUGGUGCUUGUCCUGUAACAAAAACCGAUUCACCGAAAGUGAAUACGCAUACUGGUAAAACAAUUAGAACACAAGAAUUGAAACAAAAGGUUGUUUUCAAAGCUGUUCUUGAUUCUCCGCCCGAUGUUUCAAUUAAAGAUCAAAAUGAAAUUUUGGAUACACUUUGCGAAACUUUAUCAGUGAUAGGAGAUUAUAACAGAUCUGUAAAGAGUCAAAAAAGGAAAUCUAAUAAAAAUAAAGCGGUCGAGGUUGAACAUGAUGAUGAUGAGGCAUCAAAAAUUAAAAGGCGACCACUUAUACCGCCACCACCACCAAUUCGUUCUAAUAUAUAUUUAGGUCUUAACGAAGUAACAAAAUAUCUCGAACGAAUGACAGAUCCACAAAUACGUUCAAGAUUUAACCAUAAUAAUCAUUUAUCUAAUGAUAAUUUAGUGUCUACUAACCCUGAUGAUCAACGUCGAUCCACUUUAAAUAGUAUUUCUCAAACACAAGAACAAUGCCAUCCUUCAUUAGAAAUGAUUUUUAUAUGUAGGGCAGAUCUUCCACCACAAUUUUAUUCUCAUUUUCCAACAAUGUGCUGUAUAGCUGGUGGAGUUUUACUUGUUCCAUUACCAUUAGGAGCUUCGAAAAGAAUUUCUGAUGCAGUGAACAUUAAAAGAGUAUCAUGCAUUGGUGUAAAGACAAAUUCAUUAGAAUUCAGGAGAAUUUAUAGAAUGGUCAGGGAGAAAGUUAAAUUAAUAGAUGUACCUUGGUUAAGUCCACUUAAACCAUCAGAAAAUUUACUAAAGAAACGAAAAAUUACUGAUGAGGAAUUGGAAAAAGAAACAUCAACUUCAUCAUUAUCUAGUAAUAUGAUUAAACAAAAAGUGGAUGUUGAAAUUGCUACUUCAUUACAUACAACAAAAUCACCAUCCAUUUUCAUUUUUAAACAACAACCAAAAGUUAAAAUCGAACCUAUUUCAACUCAACAAAUUGGUUUUAAUUAUGUUCCUACACAGAUUAAGCAACUUAUAACAACUGCACCAGCAAAUAAAGAACAAGUUAAAAACAAAAAACUAGAAAAGAAGUUAAAACAAAAACAAACAAAAAUGUUAAAUAAUCAACAUCAAAAAGAAAAGUUUAUAGAUAAUUAUCAGAAUAUUGAUAUAACAGCAAAUAAUCAUUCAAGAAAAAAAAGAUUUAAAACAACCAUUUAA
This is a messenger RNA of Funneliformis geosporum, 1311 nucleotides long. The record is from the annotation of a GenBank genome assembly. Lineage: Eukaryota; Fungi; Glomeromycota; Glomeromycetes; Glomerales; Glomeraceae.